AUGUCGAGCCGCUCCGAUGAUUCGUUGGACUCGCUUUUUCAUUACGAGCCGAGCCGCGUAGAUGCCGAGGCGAGAAGUUCAACAGAAUCCUCCGAGGUGUCUGUUUCGCCGAACCCUUCCAAUUGUUCAUCUGACGAGGCGUCGAAUGACGCGAAUCCAUCAAACGAGGGUUCUGCAGAUGACGAGCCGUUGGCUUCGACGAGCCGUCCCCAGGACCCGGUUCCUGAUGAAGGUGUUAAUCGCGCCACAGUAAAAGCCGAGGAGGAAGCGUUUCUCUUUGACCUACUCGAGGCUAAGUACGAGUUGGAACGUCUCAUGCCUGAUCCGCCUGAUCCGCCUGGCUCUACGCUUUCUUCCCUUGAGUCGCUCGAGGCGUUGAGGCAUCGCUUCGGGAUAUCCGAGGCGGUGGAGUUUGUCGUUCCCGAGAAGAGCGACCGAGCCGACAAGCCUCCAGAGAAUCACUUCACUCUGUACGAGGCGUUCUUCGAACUUUGCUUUCUCUGGUUCCCGAUCCCCGGAGUGAUCCUCGAAUACCUUUGGAAACACAGGAUCUCGAUUGGGCAGAUUAUGCCGAGGGGAUUACGGCAUAUGAUCGGCAUUUUAGUCCGAAGCUUCGAAUGCGGUCUUGACAUCGAGCUGAAAGCUCCGAAAGGAAAUAGGUUCUAUAUUUCCAACAAGGCGAAGCGACGGAUUAUUGGCGGUUUUCCCAGCAAGGAUCAGUUUUGGACUGAACGCUUCUUCUACGUCUUGGUGAACGAGGCGUCGGUCGGUGAAGAUUACGUUCACCGAACCAAGACCGCUUGGGGACCACUUGGUAGCCGACCCGAAGAUUUGCCUCGGCUCGGAGAUUCAUUCGGUGCUAUCUUUACUGUUCGAGACUCUCUUUCGGCGCGGAAGGUUAAUUGGAGAAAAAACUUCACCCUCGAAAGAGUAGAAAAAACGCGAGCCAUCCUUGCCGGAGUCCCCGUCAGUUCUUCAUCCUCAAGUUCUUCGAGAGAUACCCGAGAGAAGAUGGUGGUAAUCGCCCUUAGAGAAAGGAAGAGGUGCGAGGAAGAGGAAGCCGCUAGACGAGCUGCCGAGGCGGCUCGCGCGCAAACCGAGGUGGUUCCGGCGCAAGCCGAGGCGGUCUUAGCGCAAACCGAGGCCGUCCUUCAACCCGACCCUCUGAGCUGGGAAGGGGAUGUGAUGAUCCGAGCCGCAGAAGGCGACACUGCCGAGGCGGCUGAGAAAGAUGUAGUGCCCGAGGUGGAACCGGGCGAAAUUAUCCCCGAGGUGUCCGGGGACGGCUCGGCGGCGCGGAGUAAGACUCCUUCGCAAUCCGCCAUCCUGGCCCUCCCGAAGUCGACGAGGCCACCGACUUCGGUCGUCCAGAAGCAUGACUCUAGCCAAAAACGUUCAGCUACUGACAAGGGGAAAGGCGUCGCCGUCCAGAAGGACGAGCCGUCGAAGAAGACGGGGACCCCGCCGCGCGUAAAUUGGUUGUUGACGAUCCUGACGCUUCUGCCGUCAUGUUCUCGCGUGUAA
Molecule: messenger RNA, 1524 nt
Organism: Eutrema salsugineum
Lineage: Eukaryota; Viridiplantae; Streptophyta; Magnoliopsida; Brassicales; Brassicaceae
Exons: 3
Coding region: 1-1524 (507 amino acids)
Source: RefSeq, a predicted model, not a curated record